AUGAAGCAUAUAGAUACUUUGUCGAGAACGACAAAGGAGACGAUAACAAGCUCUGAAUGCAGCAAUGAGGGCAAAACAACGAAAGGGGCUCAAUGGAAGAAGCCGACGACGAGGAAUUUAGCAGAGUAUCUGGUGCCUACGAAAGAUCCGCUUCCAAAAAUAAACAAGCGGACGACUCCAAACGAACCAAAAAAGCAAGUGAAGAAUCAAGAGAAGAAGAAAGAAAAAGCUACUCAUUUAAAAAAGAAGCUUGAAAAUUUUCGUGCGUCAAAUGGUCCUCUUGAAAGAACAACCAACAAGCUAUUGCCGUUGGAAGAGGAACUCGACAAAGCUGUGCUGUUGUUAAUCAAAACUCUGAAGAAAUUUCAAGACCGCGUAUGGAAGAAAUCUCAAGAAAAGGCCAGAGCACAUAGGCGGCUAGUUUUUGGACUCCAUGAAACUUUGAAGCGGAUUCGAGCCGAGGAUGUGAAAAUUGUUGUUACUGCGCGAAACAUUGACAAAGAAAUGGAACAAGAAACGGUGACCUCUUUACUUCUCGAUCUGAAAAAGGAAUGCGUAAAACGCCGUCUGCCGUUGAUUAACUCAGCUACGAAGCUCGAGUUGAGCAAAGCGUGCUCGAAAUUCCCUUAUACGAACGUGAUCGCAAUACUUGAUACAAGUGGAGCAGAGCACUAUCUUAGUGAAGUGACGCGCCUGAACGAACAGGCUACUUUUCAAAAAGAAUUAUCAGAACAUCAAUCUUCUUUAUUUGCA
This is a messenger RNA of Mesorhabditis belari, 753 nucleotides long. The record is from the annotation of a GenBank genome assembly. NCBI's taxonomy places the organism in Eukaryota, Metazoa, Nematoda, Chromadorea, Rhabditida, Rhabditidae.